Limanda limanda (common dab) is the source of this 1292-nucleotide messenger RNA. Its product is annotated as putative gonadotropin-releasing hormone II receptor. Bases 51 to 1292 code for a protein of 413 amino acids. Lineage: Eukaryota; Metazoa; Chordata; Actinopteri; Pleuronectiformes; Pleuronectidae. Gene Ontology annotation, cellular component: membrane. The transcript has 3 exons. Gene Ontology annotation, molecular function: gonadotropin-releasing hormone receptor activity; peptide binding. The record is from RefSeq and is a predicted model, not a curated record. Gene Ontology annotation, biological process: G protein-coupled receptor signaling pathway.
AGCCUCCCUGCAGCUGAACUCAAAGCUGACUCCUUGGUGAGGUUCAGAAAAUGAACGCCUCCUCCUGCUGGGAUCCUGAGGUCACCAUGUACAAGCAGAGCGACAGAUUUGACCUCAAUGCCAGCUGUGACUGGACAUCAGGGGACGCAGCGCUGAGGCUGCCCACCUUUUCUACAGCAGCCAAAGUCAGAGUGAUCAUUACCUUCAUCCUGUGUGGCGUUUCCACUCUCUGCAAUUCAGCUGUGCUGUGGGCAGCCAAUGGCCACAAACGCAAAUCCCACGUCAGGGUGUUGAUAAUCAACCUGACUGCAGCCGAUCUCUUGGUUACCUUCAUCGUGAUGCCUGUGGACGCCGUGUGGAACAUCACCGUGCAGUGGUUGGCUGGUGACCUGGCCUGCAGGUUCUUGAUGUUCCUCAAACUGCAGGCCAUGUACUCCUGUGCCUUUGUCACAGUGGUGAUUAGUCUGGACAGACAGUACGCCAUCCUCAACCCUCUGUCCAUUAGCAUGGCCCGCAAAAGAAACAGGGUCAUGUUGACAGUGGCGUGGACUAUGAGCACCUUAUUCUCAAUCCCUCAGAUGUUAAUUUUCCACAAUGUGACCAUCACAUAUCCAGCCAACUUUACUCAGUGCACCACGAGGGGCAGCUUCGUCACUCACUGGCAGGAAACUGCCUACAACAUGUUCACCUUCUGCUGCCUCUUCCUGCUGCCACUGGUCAUAAUGAUCAUCUGCUACACAAGGAUCUUCAUCCAGAUCUCCAAGAGGAUGAUGGGAAAGAGCUUGUCCUCCAAUGAGCCACAUCUACGCUGUUCAAAGAACAACAUCCCCAAAGCACGAAUGAGAACUCUGAAAAUGAGCAUCGUCAUUGUGAUCUGCUUCAUCGUCUGCUGGACGCCGUACUACCUACUGGGUCUGUGGUACUGGUUCUUCCCAGAUGACCUGAAGGGGAAAGUCUCUGACUCCCUCACCCACAUUCUGUUUAUCUUUGGCCUUUUCAACGCCUGCCUGGACCCCAUCAUAUACGGUCUGUUCACAAUACGCUUCCGCAAGGGGCUGAAACGAAGCCACCACAAUGCUGCAGCGAUGUCACACAAGGAAACUACCACAGUGAUAACAGAUGCUCUGAACUGUACUGCUGUCACUUUGCCAUGUAAAAGAGGGAUGAUCACUGGUCAGGUCAGCGAGUGUGAACAGGCUAAGGCAAAAUCCACUGACUCCAGCUGUCUGACUGUGUUCAGUCAAGGAGAGGGAGGACAAUCGGGCCACUUCGGAUGUGAGAGCACGAUGUGA